GUCAGGGUUACAAAAGUGUGAAAGCAAAAUUGGGAAUGAAAAGAGUCCGUCCAUGGAAGUGGAUGCAGUUUACGAAUCCAGCAAGAAAAGAUAAUGCUGUUUUAUAUCAUUGGCGCCGUGCUUGCGAUGAAGCCAAAGAAUAUCCAUUUGCUGUAUUUAAUAAGAAAAUAGAACUACUGUCUUACACCGAUGCAGAAUACAGUGAGCAUUUACUCUGUGAUGGUUGGACAAGGACAGAAACCGAUACAUUAUUUGAACUUUGUAGUAGAUUUGAUCUUAGAUGGCCUGUUAUACAUGAUCGCUGGCCUACACAUCUCACCCCACGUAGUAUAGAAGACUUGAAAGAACGCUACUAUGAUGUUACAAAUACUCUAAAAAAGAUAGCAAAUAUGAGUGGUCCUGAAGGUAAAAUUGUUAACUAUGAUGCUGAUCAUGAAAGGAGACGUAAACAGCAGCUAUUGAAGCUCUGGGACAGAACUCCUAAACAGAUUGAGGAAGAACAGCAUUUAAUAAGUGAAUUGAGGAAAAUUGAGGCACGUAAGAAGGAGAGAGAAAAGAAAACACAAGAUCUUCAGAAAUUGAUAAGUGCAGAUGCAGAUGCUCGAAAGACCACCAAAACAUCCAAGAAGAAAAUCCCUCAGGCAAAAAUUGCUAAGACAGAUUCAAUGCCACCAAAUAUGGAGAGCUGCACAGGUAUCAAAUUCCUGACCUUAAAACAAAACAGGUGAAGCUUACGAUCCCAGAGAAUGAAGUUACCAGCUAGUGUGGUCAGAAGAAAGUCAAAGCUAUUGAACAGCUUCUUGCUGUGAAAACUAAACUUUGAAACAAAUCCUAUGGCUGUGGAAGAAGUAUGUCAACACUUCAACGAUCUACGAUCAGAUUUAGUCUUAAUGUAUGACCUGAGAACUAUACUGUUGAAUUAUGUCUUUGAGCUGCAGACUUUAAAGCAUCAGUAUGAAAACUUGAUGCCAGAUAAGGUACUAGAAAUCCCAGAAUCUUUAACCAUCAACACAGAGAAUGAGUCUCCAAGUAGACCUCGAGCUAUAUCUGAAAUGAUUGAUGCAGUUGCCACUCCAGCUACCCCGAAUAGGAAAAGAAAAGCAGCCCUUGAACAAAGCAAUGUACUAAAGAAGAUCAAAGCAAGGACUUAAUUUAUUCACAGAAGUAUGCCUGUGUUUAGAGAUCACACAAUGGAUGGUUAUAGCCCUAAGGAAUGUAACACAACUUCAGAUUGAAUUUAUGGGAGUCAUAGACAAUUUUUUUGUUCUAUAAUCCUAAAGAAACUCAAAAUUAAUUACUUCGUUCAGUUUUUAAGUUUUUCUUAUCACCUUUAAUAAAUGGUUUUCAUAUUACCUAUGUUAUACUUGGUAUUUUCUGUAAAUCAGUGCAAUUAAAAGAUUUUUUUAAUCUGG
Molecule: messenger RNA, 1412 nt
Organism: Macrobrachium nipponense
Lineage: Eukaryota; Metazoa; Arthropoda; Malacostraca; Decapoda; Palaemonidae
Gene: DMAP1
Product: DNA methyltransferase 1-associated protein 1-like
Biological process (GO): DNA repair; negative regulation of transcription by RNA polymerase II; chromatin remodeling
Cellular component (GO): nucleus; Swr1 complex; NuA4 histone acetyltransferase complex
Molecular function (GO): transcription corepressor activity
Source: RefSeq, a predicted model, not a curated record